AUGCUUUCCGAUGCGACAGCGCGCAAACCGUUUCAGGUCGGUCGCAAUUCAAAAAUUGAGCCAUUCCCCAUGCGAUCAUAAAAUUCCUAUUUUGCAUAUCUUUCAUUAUUCUGGUAACCACGGUUUUCUCAAGUCUCUCACGGGUUCAAAUCUACAUCUUAAUAAUUUUUUUGCUAAAAAUAAAGAUGUUCCAAAAAAAGAAUUCCAAUGUGUCAUGUGAGCAAAAUAUCAAGUUGCGCCAAUUCAUUGCCCCCCACAGGAAAAAAAGGGAACAAAUUGACGCAAAACGUCUACAAUUUCACACGCGUUUCAAAAAAAGAAGCUUUUUCUCGUUUUUUGAAUUCAUUCAUCUGAAUUUAAUAGAUAUUUUCAUCUUUCCUAUGCAAGUUACUGAUGGAAAAACUUUGAUAGCUUGGUUUUCAUUUUUAAAAGGUUUGAAAAAUCAAGCGGCAACUCAAAGAAGAAACCAAGUAAGUGUUCACUCAAGGGGUAACUUCCUAAAUUGCUACAUUUUUGAUUAUCGAUCUCAUAACUUUUUUGGCGACUCUCCAAAAGAAAAGAGCUCAUUUCGAAAAAAACCCCCUAAAGUUGUCUCUUCAACUAGCUUCCCUUGAGUAAUUUUCUACGUUUCCUGAUAUCUAUUAGAGACUUCAAGUGUAGAUCCUUUGCAAAUAAGUCAUUUUAGUGACCACUUGAGUUGCCUCUUCAGGGACCACUUAAGGCUCCUUUCUAAGUUUUUCCUCAAGCUUGGAUAGCUUGUAAAGAAGCCCUCUUUCUGCGGCAUGAACUGUCUUUAAGGGACCACUUGAGUGACUUCUUACAGAUUUCAUUUAAAUGACAACUUGCAGCUCUCUUUUUCCAACUUUUUUUUUGAAGCUCUGCAAAAUUUUCUGCACCUCCCACUCUCCUCGUGAUACUAAGUAAUGAUUCAUUAAAAUCCCAUCUCAAGCAGAAUAUCCCGCUCUUUUUUGUCGUCUAAUUACUCCACUCAGUUGUCACAUGAUUCAUUUCGCAAUGACGCAAAUCGGGGCGAAAAAAUCGUCUCAUGGGCUUUUUUGAGGCGUUUCGAAACGUACUGAAACUCCCAUCGUCAAAUACUUGGGCAAACACGUUUGCUUCAAUAUAUCCCAGUUCAAAUAAGGCCCCGGGCGGUUUGAAAAGUCUCAUUCCAACUGAAAAAAACGGGCUUCGUCGUCGUCAUGUUCGUGGAAGCGGUGAGGAUUUUUUCAAUUUUUGAGGCAUCUUACUGAGGAAUUCCAGAGUGGUCCCUAUAGAGAUAAGGGAGAAAACAACGGAUUUAGGGACCGGAAAAGUGGAGGGAACCCUUCAAGGGGCCCUAAGAUUGCCUCUACUGGGACCACUCUGGAGUUGCCAAGAAAGAAACUUUUCAGAAUUUGGAGCUUCUAGUUGUUCCUGAAAAUGUUAAUAGUGAUUCCUCCAGUGCUCUUGAGCCGAGUGACUGCUAUAGGAGUAGAAUCAGAAGAGCCGAAGUGGUCACUUAAAUGAAGCUUCCCGGCAAAGUUAUUCUUCUUGAAAGAAUCUAGGAAUCAAAAGGGGACAGAAAUAAGAAACUCCGAUUUUUAAGAAAUUUUCUUGUUAGUAAUGAAUACCUAAAGUGAUUACUAGGAUGUUUGGAAUGAGCAUAAGAAUUUUAGAGUGGUCCCUAGAGGGCUUAGGAGGUAAACAACCACUACAGGGGCCGGAAAAAGGGUCCCUUUAGGGAUAAAAUCAAGGUGGUCCUUAUAGGGAUUUAGGGUCUGACCCCUUAGUCUCUAAAGCUUAAGUGGUCUCUAUAGGGGUCUUUCAAUUUUAUUCAAAAAACGCUUAUUUAUUUAGUCUUUCGCAUGGAAAUGCUUGAUCGACUAGCAUGUCCCCUAUAGGGAUCUUUUUUAGAAGCUUCAGUGGCCCCUAUAGGGGUUGGUAAAGUGGUCCCUAGAUCCCUGAGGUUACCUCUAUAGGGAACAAUCUGGAUAUCCUAAGUUCAAAAACUUUUAAGUUAUAGGAUUAUUUUGAAGCUAAAACCCAUUUCACUCCAAUCUGAUUUUUCUUUUCCAAAAACGAAGCUCCUGAAAGUGGUGACCACUAUAAGGACCACUUCACCACAUUUUUAUUCUAUUUCAAGACUUUCAGAACGAAAAACGCUACGACACCCUGCGGCCUUCGACCUCAAGCUUUGAAGCUUCACAAACCGAUCUAGAAUGCCAGGUUGUUUUAUUGAUUUUUUUUUCAAUCAUCUUGAAUCAAAAAUACAGGCGCAAAAGAUCGAGGAGAUCAGAGGCCGAAAAUUCUGUUGCAAAUCGGCUUCGCCGAAAUUCGUGGCCAACAUGAUCGUGGUACUGAUGCUUCAUGAAAUCGUUAUCGGUGGGCUUCUUAUUUAAUUAUUUUACUGUGAAAAUGCUACUAGUUCUAGAACACCUUUUCAUUGACUAUUUGCUCUGCAAGGCUUGAAUUAAAAUUAAAAAAGAAAGUUAAAAAAAAAAUACAGAAAGAAUUGGCAAACUGCGGUCAAAAUUAAAGGCGCUUGGGUCACGCUCCAAGUUAGACAUUACCACGUAACGUUUUUUUUUUGGCGACGGCCCGGCCAUAUUUUUUCCGUAAAGUUUAGCGUGUCGUGUGCAUACACUGCGGCGCUCUGGCACACGCCGCGCUCCUUUUAAUUUUUUUAGUUUAAAAUCAUAUCUGAAUUUAUAAAAUUUAGUUAUAUUUUUAAUUUCUCGAGGCUAUUUUAUAAUUUCGCGGAACUACUUUCGACACGGAAUGUGUUCAAAAAAAAAAAAAAAUCGCGUUUUUUUCGAAAUGAGAAAUAGAUUCGUCUCGGGACCCAUUGAAUGCGCCUUUAAUAUUUCCUGUUUUUACGCGUUUUUCCCAUGACGUCACAUGGGAACGGCGAAGGUUUUGACCACGCCCCCUUAAUUUUCGGUUUUGCAUUUUCUCCCACUGAUAAAAAUGCCGUGGUGAAUCGUCCAAGGUAGUUAUGGAAAAAAAGCUUAAAAAUUGAUUUUACAAGUGCGCUCCAUUGAGAAACGUCUAUAAUUGGCUGGCCACGCCUCUUUUGAAAUCAAUUUUCAUUUUUUUUUUGUUGGAUUUGGCUAUAACGACUUUUUCAAAGAAAACUAAAUAAAUCCAACAUAGUCUCUAAAAAGCCUGGCUAAAAGUGAAGUUAUUAAAAAUUCAAAGGCAAUCGAACCUCAUUUCUCUUACAUCUUCGAACUUAUAAAUCCCCAGAAACACAAAAGGAUGAAAUUACCUAAGAGGAAGGAACGCGCGGGCAAAAGUUCUCAGUUUCUUCCACAUAAUUCAAAAGUUCUAUUGUCUGAGGCUCCUUCUAGGUAUUGUCUAAGGUCAAAAAGUUCCUUUUCAACUGCAUUAUUCAGCUUUUUGCAUACGUAGGCUGAAUUUUUGAUGGAUGCGCUCCUCAGAGAAGAUGGAAAUUAUUGAUGUAAAUUUCAAAUAAACCAAAAACCUUUUAGUAGGAAAUCGAAGGUUCAAAAAUGAAUUUUAACGACAAAAUAUCGAAAUUUGGAAUUUUUUCGCCGAUCGUGAAAGAAUUUUUCUUGAAUACCGGCCGAUUCGACAGCAUUAAAAAAGGAAGCAGCUUCAAAAAAAGCCGCUGAAAGAGUUCCGUUGCGUCAUUUACCAAGCCUCUCAAUUUUUUUUUAGGAUGCAACAAAAAGAGUCAACAUCGGGUGAUAUAAGGGCGCAAAAAGGAUCACAAAAGGUUGAUAGAAGGGCGCAAAAAGGGUCACAACAGGUUGAUAAAAGGACGCAAAAAGGGUCACAACAGGUUGAUAAAAGGGCGCGAAAAUGGUCACACUAGGUUGAUAAAAGGGCGCAAAAAGGGUCACAAUAGGUUGAUAUAAGGGCGCAAAAAGGGUCGCACUAGAUUGAUAUAAGGGGCGCAAAAAGGGUCGGAAAAGGUCGAUGAAAGGGCGCAAAAAGGGCCACUAUAUGGUGACAAAAAGUGCGCAAAAAGGGUCAUAAUAGGUUGAUAAAAGGGCGCAAAAAGGGUCGCACUAGAUUGAUAUAAGGGGCGCAAAAAGGGUCGGAAAAGGUCGAUAAAAGGGCGCAAAAAGGGUCGGAAAAGGUCGAUAAAAGGGCGCAAAAAGAAUCGGAAAAGGUCGAUAAAAGGGCGCAAAAAGGGUCACAAAAAGUUGAUAAAAGGACGCUAAAAGGCCGCAAAAUGGAGCCCUUUUCCACCUUAUUAGGAACAGUUCUUGGACACCACAGGUGCUGAUGAGACUGUUCAUUGUUUUUUACUUGUUUCUACAAUUUAAUCGGAUCGGGUCAGCCCGGUGCAACUGAUACAAACCACGGGACUACCCGGGGCUUGGGCAGUUUUGACAGGAACCUUAGUGUAGUGUCCGACUUUGUCAAAAAAAAUUUUAGACUAGAAACGGGCGUUCUGUUAUUAUUCUCAUUGUUAAGGUUCCACAGUUCCUAACCUAAUUUAUUGGCUUUUUCUUGAGUUGGAUCGUAGCGCAGCAGGUUGUGUGUCUGCCUACGGUUCGAAGGGUCACAAGUUCGAUCCCCGCCGCGACCCAACAAAGGGUUCAAGAAAUGUUAUUAACUUUAUUGAUUGGAUUUUUUGAGUUAGAUCGUAGCGCAGCAGGUUGUGUGUCUGCCUACGGUUCAAAGGGUCUCAAGUUCGAUCCCCGCCGCGACCCAACCAAGGGUUCAAGAAAUUUUGUUAUGGCAAGGACGGGAAUUUCACUAGAGCCAGUUCAUUGAUCAACACUGAUAUCAGAAAAUGACCUUUCUUUAUGCGGUUAAAAGAAGAAUAACAGAGAAUUGGUUCAUUUUUUCUUCAAUUUCAAACACCAACCUUUGCAGGCCUGGUCGUGGCCACCCAGUCCGACGACGAAUGGUGGAGAAGCGCCCCAUGGACGGUCAUCCUCGUCUGUCGGCUGCUGCAGCUCCCGGCGGCGGCUUUCGCCCUUUUCGGGGUCUAUCGGAACAGCGCUUCCUACUUGAUUCCCUUCAUGUUGUCCCAGGUUCCUGAACUUCUUUUCUCAAUUUUUUUUUCUAUGUACAGGUAUUUUCAUGAAUUUUUGCAGGUAAAGCCCUUUUGAAAGUACCUAAAACCCUUAACCCAAAAGAUGAAAAACCUUGUCGAAAAAAUCAAAAGUUUGAAAGUAAUUUUUUUUGGAUUUGGAGCCAAAUGGAACUCCCUUACCAGAGAAUGGUCUCCGGUCGCAGUGGGACCCCUGAAUGAGACCAAGUCUUAGAUGUAGUUUUUCACGCUGAUUCCAAAUCUAGGCUCAAAAAAUGCCGAGGAGUGCUGUGAAAAAAGUUCUAUGCUACAGAAGAACGAAAUCUACAGUAACGAGAAUGGGUGAGGCAAAAAACGGUUUUUCAACGAUAACUCCGCUGAAAUUUCGCAGGAAUGUAUUAAUCAGAGUGACCAACAAUAUUGCAAAAAAUAAUCAUCCUACUCGGAGUCAAGGCUGAGACCCCCCGAAACGCCUUUGACGAACUCAUCGACUCCAUGCCACGUCGAUGUCAGGCGGUUCUUGAUGCAAAUGGUCAUGCAACAAAAUAUUAACUCUAUUUUUCAGAUUUUUUUAAUAAAAUGUACUCAUCAUAUAUUUUUCCUUCGCUUGUUUAUUGUUGCACAGCAAUUUUUCGUAUUUCAUGAAUUUUUUUGAAAAAAUUUUUUCUCCGCCUUGACUCCGAGUAGGAUGAUUAUUUUUUUUGCAAUAUUGUUGGUCACUCUGAUUAAAACAUUCCUGCGAAAUUUCAGCUCAAACCAAUCAAUUUCAGCGGGAGUUAUCGUUAAAAAACCGUUUUUUGCCUCACCCAUUCUCGUUACUGUAUAUACCCCCUGAAAAUAAGCUCCGGAGACACUGGAAUUUUCGACAUUUGAGGGUCCGUAACUUUUUUCGCAGAUCUCCUCGGCAAUUUUCAAGACCAGUUUUGGAAUCAGCGUGAAAAACUAGAUCUUGGUCUCAUUGAGCGACCAGAGACCAUUCCCUGGUUAAUAGAAAUUCCAUCAUUCCACUCAAGAAAUCACUCAGAAAACCCCCUUAAGAUCUCACUCGGGAGCUACGCGGACCUUCACUCCUACAUGCACGUCGUCUCACGUCAUCGCGCCACGAAACCAUCCAAUAUUUUCUUCUCUUCGCCUCUUCUUUUCCUUGUUUUACCCAUUUUAAUCUACGCUUUGGCUCUGAUCGCUUUUAUUUACGCCAUGUAUCAGGCGAUCCGAUUUAUCAACAUUAAAAGGAUGGGAAACGAUGUGAAAGUGGUGGUCGAUGAGGUGAACGACGAGUUUUUGUUGUAA
Caenorhabditis auriculariae is the source of this 6280-nucleotide messenger RNA. Lineage: Eukaryota; Metazoa; Nematoda; Chromadorea; Rhabditida; Rhabditidae. The record is from the annotation of a GenBank genome assembly.